AUGCUUGUCUCCGUUCUCUUCUCCUUGGCCAUUCUCACGACAGCCUGGUGCUGUCCCAAGCAUGACAAUUACCAGUCCCAUCCUCAUCUAGGUCGCAGACAGGUCCGAAUAGACGUCGGUCGGGAGCCGAAGGACUGGAACUACGAGCAUUCGUCCGACUGGGCUACCAUAAAACCCGAAUAUCAUCUCUGCCAACAAGGCACCCACCAGUCACCUAUCAACAUCGUGGGCCAGGAGCUCGCAAAGCACCAUCAACCGACCUUUGAAGGGUACAAGAACGAGCCUCUUCCAGGCAACUUCUUCAACUGGCAAUUCGCACCAGCCUUUACACCCCACCAUCCGGACGGACAAAUAAUGCAGCUGCCGAGCAUGAAGUUCGACGACCGCGAAGUCUUCUUGAUCGGCUGGCACAUCCACGCGCCCUCGGAGCAUUUGGUAGACGGCCGUCGAAGCCGGGCGGAGAUCCACAUGGUCCAUGUGACGGAAGAGGACGAUGAGGCUGCGGUCAUCGGCAUCCGCAUUGGCGUGGCACCUGCAGACACUCCCACUGAGUCCGCCUUCAUCAAGCAACUGGGUCCUAUGAUCCACUUCAACGACACCUCGCAGCUCGAGGGUCUCCAGGUCAACGUACGCCUCGCGAUCGACGAAGUCGGUGGUCUACAAGAGUUCUGGACCUACAAGGGCAGUCUGACCACGCCGCCCUGCAGCGAGGGUCUGCGCUGGUUUGUGCCAAAACAAGAGCUUCUGGUCAGCGAGGCGCAGAUGGUGCAGAUCCUUGCUGUCAGCCGAUUUUCCCACCGCGUGCCGCAAGAAGUUUGGCUCCAUGACAUCAACCUUUGA
Molecule: messenger RNA, 840 nt
Organism: Capronia coronata CBS 617.96
Lineage: Eukaryota; Fungi; Ascomycota; Eurotiomycetes; Chaetothyriales; Herpotrichiellaceae
Exons: 2
Coding region: 1-840 (279 amino acids)
Molecular function (GO): carbonate dehydratase activity; zinc ion binding
Source: RefSeq, a predicted model, not a curated record